Messenger RNA from Uloborus diversus, 552 nucleotides. RefSeq names its product toxin-like protein 14. The transcript is spliced from 3 exons. Lineage: Eukaryota; Metazoa; Arthropoda; Arachnida; Araneae; Uloboridae. The record is from RefSeq and is a predicted model, not a curated record. Bases 193 to 444 code for a protein of 83 amino acids.
AGCAUUUAACAACUGGGGUUUCCUUUCAUUUUUAUUUGUAGUCUCGUAUAAAUAUCCGGCUCUAACUGCAACUAUCGCAUUGUGUGAUUCGAAACCAUUGCUCUUAUAAUAAAAAAAUCUAUUUCUACAAUAUGUCGAAGUUUUUCGUGCUAAUAUCAAUUGUAUUGAUGACAGUAUUUACAAUGAAAUGUAAUGGAUAUGUUUUACACGGAGACGUUAGACACCAGCAGUGGUUUUUGUGUAGGCGAUUAUGGCCGAAUUCCAGUUGGGAAAUUUAUCUUAAGAAGUGAACCUUGUGAAAAGAUAACGUGCAACCACGGCUCACGUCAAGGAGAAGGAUGCGGUAAGGUCAUGGUUUCAAAAGGUUCCGGCUGUAAAUUGAUAAAGAAGGAAGGCAAUUAUCCCAACUGUUGUCCUGAUGUAAAAUGCGAAACAAAUAUAUAAUGUGACGUAGCCAAGUUUCAAUUCUAAGAAGAAAUUAAAAUUUCUUCUCCAUCAGAAUGUAUUUUUUCACAGCAAAAAUUGUUAACAAAAUAAAGGAAAUUGACUUUU